AUGCCGAUUGUUGUUGAGGAUGAUUCCGAUAGUGGGAGUGACGGAGGUCACCAUGACCACCACGGCGCUCAGAACUACAGCAUGGAUGGGUGGGACGAUGAUGACGACUGGGGCGAGGUCCAUGAAGAGGAGGAUAUUACCAUCCGGGCGGACUUGGAGAGCGCGACUCUAGAUGAUACCGAUGACAUGGAACCGUGGGCAGUCGGCGUGCGACGGAGUGUCGAGAAGGCCAGGCGGCCAGUGAAGGGCAUCUUGAAACCGCGAAUAGAUGGCGCUGAAUACCAACAAGAAGCCCAUUUGCAGCCCAACGCAGCAUUCAGCCGAGUUCGUUCGAACUCGUACGACUCGGCGCCCUCGCACGGCAACGAGCUUGGUCCACUUGCGCGAAUCCCGUCGCCAGAUCCCGACCACAUUGAUGGAUUACAUAGGCACAACAGCCAUGGUUCUGCCAACGGACAUUCUGGCAACGGCAGCAUGCUUCCUCCGCUGUCGUUUGACGGCAAUGGGCUCAAGAUGGACUCACCGAAGGACAGCUCGGAUGCGAACAGCGUACAUUCGGCGAUACCAGAGAAGGGACUUUUCAAUCAUCCCAAUUCGUCGGCUCCUGCUUUGUCCACGAUGUUCUCGCCGCAGCCUCCCACGCUGUCGCAGCGGUCGGCCACGGCACCCUCAAAGCGUCUGGCGUUUGCGUCUAACCUCUCUGUUUAUGACACAUUCCCAGCGACUGUCUACGAUAGACGGAGUGAGCCUGCGACUUGGAGCCGUCUGACACCCGCAUUAGCGCAGCGUAUCAAAGAGGAGCUCAACUCUUAUAAGAUGGAGGAAAUGGAGGUUCACGCGGCCAGUCGUGUACACACCCAAUUCUUUGUCUAA
Molecule: messenger RNA, 873 nt
Organism: Fibroporia radiculosa
Lineage: Eukaryota; Fungi; Basidiomycota; Agaricomycetes; Polyporales; Fibroporiaceae
Exons: 3
Coding region: 1-873 (290 amino acids)
Biological process (GO): actin cytoskeleton organization
Molecular function (GO): actin binding
Source: RefSeq, a predicted model, not a curated record